This is a messenger RNA of Archocentrus centrarchus (flier cichlid), 2127 nucleotides long. RefSeq names its product excision repair cross-complementation group 8 (gene ercc8). Lineage: Eukaryota; Metazoa; Chordata; Actinopteri; Cichliformes; Cichlidae. Gene Ontology annotation, molecular function: protein binding. Gene Ontology annotation, cellular component: nucleotide-excision repair complex; Cul4A-RING E3 ubiquitin ligase complex. Gene Ontology annotation, biological process: protein polyubiquitination; proteasome-mediated ubiquitin-dependent protein catabolic process; transcription-coupled nucleotide-excision repair. The coding region runs from base 288 to 1487 and encodes 399 amino acids. The record is from RefSeq and is a predicted model, not a curated record. The transcript is spliced from 12 exons.
ACUGUCAAACAUGGCGGCUCUCUGUCUUCAGUACUUGAGAGGCUACUUGAAUUUCUUUGAAAUAUAAGCAAUGAAUGGUAAACAAAACAUUACCAUGUUUACCGUGAAUGUUUAAAUAGCGUACUUAGCUAUUUCAGAGCUGCGGGUAUAACUAGAUGCUCUAAUGGACGCGCCGAGACUUAGUUAAAAAAUCACUACAUUGUAGCGAAAAUGUUAGCAUUGAACUGUAGCGCGGUUUAAGUAUUCGCUCAUUCUUAAAACAGAAAGAACUUGUGUUUGUUGAAGCUAUGUUGGGGUUUCUGACAGCCAGGCGGGCUGGUCUGGAUGACCCUCUGAGACUGAGACGAGCGGAGUCAACGAGAAGGGUCCUCAGCCUGCAGUUGAAUCCCGACAGAGAUGUGGAUCGAAUUCAUGGAAAUGGCAUUAAUACCAUUGACAUUGAAGCAAUAGAGGGCAGAUACAUGCUGUCUGGAGGCGCAGACGGAGUAAUCGCCAUCUAUGACCUGGAGAACUUCGGUGGGAAACCACAGUACACUUGCAAGGCUGUUUGCACAGUAGGAAGGUCUAGCCGGUAUGUACACAAAUUUAGUGUAGAGACAGUCCAGUGGUAUCCUUAUGACACAGGGAUGUUUGUGUCCAGUUCCUUUGACAAGACUAUGAAAGUCUGGGACACGGAGACAUUAAAGCCUGCUGAAGUGUUUGAGUUUGAGGGCAACGUCUACUGUCACCACCUGUCCCCCAUCGCCAGGAAGCACAGCCUCAUUGCAGUGGGCACCACAAAUCCUAAAAUCCAACUGUGUGACCUCAAGUCUGGUUCACGGAUUCAUAUUCUUCAGGGCCACAGAGCAGAGGUCCUGUGUGUGCGGUGGUCACCCAGAUAUGAGCAUAUCUUAGCCACCGCCAGUGCAGACAGCAAGGUAAAAGUAUGGGAUGUACGUCGUUCUUCAGGUAGUCUCUUCACUCUGGACCAGCACAAUGGAGACAAGUCGAAAGCCUCCUCUGAGGCAGUAAACACAGCCCAUAAUGGCCGAGUGAAUGGCUUGUGCUUCACUGGUGAUGGCCUCUACCUCCUCACUACUGGAACUGAUGACCGUAUGAGACUAUGGAACAGUGCCACUGGGGAGAACACACUGGUAAAUUAUGGGAAGGUCUGCAACGAGAGUCGGAAAAGACUACAGUUCACGGUGUCACGUGGCUGCAGCCCAGAGUUUGUGUUCGUGCCAUGCGGCAGCUCCAUUGCAGUGUACACCCUUCACACAGGAGAACUGGUCACCAUGCUCAGGGGUCACUAUAACAAUGUCGACUGCUGCGAGUUCCACCCAGACUAUCAGGAGGUGUACAGUGGAGGUAAAGACUGUAACAUUCUGGCGUGGGUUCCUGUCCUUCGUGCCUCAGAUGUGGAGGAAGACUCAAACCAUGAAGUUGCUGCUGGCCAGUCUUCAGUGAACCCUGCCUUUCAGGAUGCGUGGAGCAGUGAUGAAGACUGAUGUUAGAUUUUGUUUUGAAUGUGCUGGCAAACUUUGGUGUCUGAGUUUGAUGUUAAGUUCCGAUUAUUCACAGUUACAUUUGCUUUUUAUUUUUACCGAUGUAGACAAAAGCCUUAAAACUUAAAUGUGUUAAUAAUGGUCUGAGUUUGUAAAUCUGCACAAUGUUACAAAUAAUGUGUGUUUUUGUACAUCUGAGAAUUCAUUGUCACCAUCUCUUUUUUAUUUAAAGAUGUAAAUCCAGAAUGGUCCUUAUUUAUUAUUUUUCAAUAAGUCAUUUGAAGUCUUGGCCAACAUCUGCUAUUGUUUGUUGAAGUAAGUUCAUUAAGUCCUACUAUCCUUACUAUCAUUACAACACCUACACACCUGUCACAGUGCCUGUCAUUGUAAUGAAAACGGAAGCAUUUACACAAAGAUUUUUUUUCACCAUUUAAACAGGUUUCAGUCUACACCUGAUUUGAGAAAACCAUGCCUAUAAUCCUCACAUGGGUGUGUCCAGCAGGCAUUCAGAAAAACUGAUUGUCAUUCCUAAAAAAUUUGCAUUUGUUGUACUGUCAGUCUGUACCGAUUGUGAAACCUUUUUCAGACACACCCCCACACCCCAAACACUUUUUUUUUAUUGCUUUUGUUGCAAUAUAAAGAU